Messenger RNA from Drosophila kikkawai, 4194 nucleotides. It is a transcript of the gene Dop2R, whose product is annotated as dopamine D2-like receptor. Gene Ontology annotation, molecular function: dopamine neurotransmitter receptor activity, coupled via Gi/Go; G protein-coupled receptor activity. The record is from RefSeq and is a predicted model, not a curated record. Gene Ontology annotation, biological process: adenylate cyclase-activating adrenergic receptor signaling pathway. Gene Ontology annotation, cellular component: plasma membrane. NCBI's taxonomy places the organism in Eukaryota, Metazoa, Arthropoda, Insecta, Diptera, Drosophilidae.
AUGCACCACCUGCUGCUGAAUAGUAGCUCAGAGGCUGGCCAAGUGGGCGGGGAGCCGGCGGCGGGCGUUGGGAGCCCCACGACGCCACCCGGCUACCUGCCGCUGUACGAAGACGUGGCAGAGGCGGAGGCGGAGGAUGCCGGCUAUGCGCUGAUCGAUGACAUUAGCGAGUGGCUGCUGAGCUCGGCGGGUGUGGGAGUGGGCCCAGAUGAGAACAUGGAUGCGGCGGGAGCGGAGAAUAGCACGGCGGCAGCCAACGACACUCUGGGCUGGCUGGGUCUCGAUCUGGGAGAGGUGCUCAACAGCACGCUCCCGAGCAGUCGGAGCAACGUCAGCUUUGUGCCGGCGGAGGCGGAGACGGAGGCUGCCACAACGGAGCCAGACUUGGAGACGGAAACGGAGGCGGAGCCCAGGGGCCGGUACGCGCUGCGCAGCUUUGUGGAGCAGCAGCUAGAGAGCGGGAUUGGAGGCGCGGCUGCUGGCGGGGGCGGUGGCGAUGCUGGCAUCGCUUUGAUCGACAGCGGGGAGGAGGCGGCGCUGGACAAUGUGGCGGACGCGGAGACGGACUACGGCCUGCUUGGUGGCUUCGGCGAUGCAGAGCUACUCCAGCGGACGGCAACGGCGGCGCGGGAAACGCUGCACAAUCGAACGGCGUCCGUCAGCCACGGCUACGACGGCGGCGGCGGAAUGGGAGCGGGACUGGGAGGAGGAGCGGGAGCAGGAGCAGGAGCGACGGGCGCUGGAGGAGGCGGCGGAACGGGAGGCAGCACCUUCAUGCUGCUGCUAGAGAACUUUAACGAUUAUUUUCCUAACUACAAUGGAAGCACGGUUUCGGGAACAACCACUGCCGCCUCGGGCAUGGUGGUCACCGCCUCCUCCUCCUCCGCCGGCACCGUCGGCGUGGGCGGCCUGCUGAUCGAGCAGAAUCUGACGGGGCUGUAUCUCGACGCCUAUCGGCUGAACUGCACCAACGAGACGCUCAAUCUGACGGAUUCCUGCGCAGACAUGCGUGUGGUGGACCACAACUACUGGGCGCUCAUCCUUAUACUGUUCCCCAUCCUGACCCUCUUUGGCAACAUCCUGGUCAUCCUGUCCGUGUGCCGCGAGCGCUCCCUGCAGACGGUCACGAAUUAUUUUAUAGUCUCGUUGGCCAUUGCCGAUCUCCUGGUGGCUGUGGUCGUGAUGCCAUUUGCUGUAUAUUUUCUGGUAAAUGGAGCCUGGGCCCUGCCUGAUGUCGUUUGUGAUUUCUAUAUAGCCAUGGAUGUGAUAUGUUCUACUUCAUCGAUAUUCAACUUAGUUGCCAUCUCCAUAGACAGAUACAUCGCUGUGACGCAGCCAAUAAAGUACGCCAAGCACAAAAACAGCCGCCGCGUUUGCCUUACGAUACUGCUGGUUUGGGCCAUAUCGGCUGCUAUCGGCUCACCGAUAGUUUUGGGCCUCAAUAACACGCCCAACCGCGAGCCGGACGUGUGCGCCUUCUACAAUGCCGACUUUAUCCUGUACUCCUCGCUGAGCAGCUUCUAUAUACCCUGCAUUAUCAUGGUGUUUCUGUAUUGGAACAUAUUCAAGGCCCUGCGCAGCCGGGCGAGAAAGCAACGGGCGGCCAGAAAGCCCCAUCUCUCGGAGCUAACGGGCGGCAGCGUCAUUGAGAACAUUGCCCAGACCCGGCGCCUGGCGGAGACGGCCCUGGACAGCAGUCGACACGCCAGCCGGAUCAUGCCGGACGAGCCGGCCACUAACACGGCCAGCGGUUCCAACGAGGAGGAGGACGAGAAUGCCAUCUCGCCGGACAUCGAUGACUGCCAUGUCAUUGUGAACGACAAGUCCACCGAGUUUAUGCUGGCCACCGUUGUCGAGGAGACGGGCAACAGCGUUGUGGCCCAGAUCACCACACAGCCGCAAUUGGUCAUCGCCGAUCCGAAUGGUAAUCAUGAUUCUGGUUAUGCAGCCUCAAACGUUGACGAUGUCCUUGCAGGCGUGGGCGUGGCCGCUGGCUCCAACGCCCCCGCCUCCGCCUCCUCCUUCUCCGCGGCCGCCAUCUCAGCAGCGCCGGCAAGCAAUGGCUCCCCGCCGGAUAGUCCGCUGCCCAGCGGUGCCACCCUGCAGCGAUCGAGCGUUAGCAGCCGCCGGAACACCGCCGAUGAUUCGCCGAAGCGUGGCGAGCCGGCCCUCAGCGUCGCCAUGAAGCCAUUGUCCUUUGUCCGCUAUGGGGUGCAGGAGGCCAUGACUUUGGCACGCAACGACUCAACGCUAUCGACCACAUCGAAGACGUCCUCGCGCAAGGAUAAGAAGAACUCGCAGGCGUCAAGAUUCACGAUAUACAAGGUGCACAAGGCCUCGAAAAAGAAACGCGAAAAAUCGUCGGCCAAAAAGGAGCGCAAGGCCACUAAAACACUGGCCAUCGUUUUAGGUGUCUUCCUGUUCUGCUGGCUGCCCUUCUUCAGCUGCAACAUCAUGGACGCCAUGUGCGCCAAGUUCAAGAAAGACUGCCGGCCGGGCCUCACGGCCUACAUGCUGACCACCUGGCUGGGCUACAUUAACAGCUUCGUGAAUCCGGUGAUCUAUACGAUUUUCAAUCCCGAGUUCCGCAAGGCCUUUAAAAAGAUCAUGCACAUGGGGUGAUUGAUCACGGGCAUAGCAAUAGUAACCAGGAUGUGGCAAAUGGAAUUGGAAAUGGAUAUGCAGAGUAGAAAAGUGUGCCAAAAGCAAGCAAUCAACGCACCAAGGAUCUCAGCCCGCCACUCAAUUAGGCAUUGGGUUUUAGUUAAGUCUCAGUUACUUGGUUUGUUUUCUGGGUUGUUUCAAAAUAGCAUUAAGCACCAGCUACUUGUGUAAAUAGAUCUGUAUAUAAACUCCCCCUAGGAUACUACGUCCAAUGGGGAGAGAGCAUUACGAGCUGUAGGAUAGGUACAAUUUUUAACAAUUACAUUUAGCUAAACCCAAAGUCCCCCACACGCGCUAAACACACCCCCAAAAGUAGCCAUAAGUUGUGGUUAUAGGAUCAGCUAGCACCCUAAGAUACGAUUCGCUUUAACAAAAUAAACAGAAGUAGUAGAGUUUUUUUGUAAGCUGCUCCCGGACCUGUCACAUAUCACGAGCAGCAAGCUAUAUGCCCACCCACGCCCCAUCCUGCCCCCCAGAUCAAAAAAAAAAAAGAAAAAUAAUACAAAUGAAAACUAAUAGGUAAGCUUAGAAGAAAGCAUAUCUUUAAGGCCAUAUCGAUACUUGGUGUCGGUGCCUAGAGUUAGUUAGUUAUCGUAUAUCGGUUAACGGUUAUUGGUUAACGGUUAUCGGUUAUCGGUUAGGUUUAGGUAGAGCAAGCGGGGCCUCGAGGUCAGAGCCCUUAACCACACACACUCGCACACUGCACACACGACGAUGAAUUUUCUGGAUUUGAAACCGACUAGCAUUUAUCGUUCACAGACAGAACCCGUUGGGAAUUAUAUGCCCAACUUGACACACACACACACACAAGCAGACUUCACAAACCAAAAUGAGCCCCACAAAUCAAAACGAAUUCGAAGAGCCCUGACCCCGAUGAUGAUGCCCCCGCUUACAGAGCACUUUCCGUUUGACUUUCAGUUCAAGUAGCUAAUAUAUAUAAAUAUAUAUAUAUAUUCAUACCUAAGAAGGACACACGAUGUAAGCGCAUUUAAAACCCAGAGGUCGUACCUAGGCUAGACACUUAGACUAGGAAUUAGGGUAAGCAGCGGCGUACCUAGUACGACACCAAGGAGCGGAGAGAAUGUAUUCGUAUUCGUUACCUAUAUCAGAUAUGUUAGUACCAAGGAGAGGCCACGAUGCAUAGCAAGGACGAGGACUAGAAUCAGGGUACGUAGAGCGUUGCUAGAAGCAAUGUGCAAUGGCAAGGAGGAGAGGAGCUCCAGCUGAAGACCGAACAUGGCAUAUAUAUAUAUAUAUAUACCCAUCGCGUAUAUAGUCUAUAGGGUAAUAUCAAAACAGAGUUUUUUGAAACACGGACCAAGCCCCCGACAGACUAGAUGCCCCCGGGGAUCUGGCCUAACAUCAUCGGCAUCGGCUGGCUGAGAGUGGAGUCAGAGUUCGAGUUUGGCAGGUCACGCUGCUGGGAGCACGCCCCUUGCUCUCAACCAGGAUCAGGAGCAGGAUGGAGGAAGCAAGGCCAGAUCCGGCCGGGCAUCAUCAUCAUCAUCUGUGGGCCUCGGCUUCGUCCUU